AUGGAUCCACCAGAUCGACCUCGUCGUCCUCGACCUAAGAUUACUUGGCGGAUGCGAUGGUAUUGGUUCAAAAACUGGUUCGGAACCCCCCUUCGACUUCGUGGAAGUAUCGUCCGCCUUCGACAUAUUUAUAAGCAUCCAUACUUAGCGCUUCUUCGUAUGUUCGUGCCAUUCCCGUCGUGGUAUUUUCCGCUACCCUCUCGCGUGCCCCCUUCCCAGAUCGCACAAAACGAGAAUUUAUACUAUGCUCGCAGUGCAAACCAUUCCACCCUUCGCAACGUGGAACUCUGGGCACUCCGUGAUACUCCAAUCCGAUGUGUUUACCGCAUGUAUGAGAUCUUAAUGAUGGGGGACUACGCUCCGUUGGGCAGCGAAACGGAAUAUUGCUGGCGUCAUUACGAGAAGAAUUGGACUUUGAGUUCAAUACCAGAUCCAAAGGAUCCCGAUCCGGUCCGUUACGCAAUUGUUGCGUGUAUAGUAGAAGAGUUGGUCAAUUCUUUCAACUGGAGGUUGGCUUUGGGAAUGCGCCGAAACGGGGAGAACAUACGACGGCAAAAAAAUGGCGAUCCAUGGCCUCCGUAUACUCCUGUUGUCGGACCCGAUUGGACUCGAUCAGUGCCACCCAUCGAGCCAUUUAUGCUACAAGACUUGCCAUCCGACAUGGUGAGCGAAAGUGGGAAGUUGAUUCUCGAAGAACGUGGGUGCGAUGAAGGUUUUGCAAAACGGAAUAUCGUCACGAAUGUGGGCUGGUGGUACACAGUUUGA
Molecule: messenger RNA, 765 nt
Organism: Sclerotinia borealis F-4128
Lineage: Eukaryota; Fungi; Ascomycota; Leotiomycetes; Helotiales; Sclerotiniaceae
Source: the annotation of a GenBank genome assembly